Asparagus officinalis (garden asparagus) is the source of this 2211-nucleotide messenger RNA. RefSeq names its product lysine-specific histone demethylase 1 homolog 1-like. The coding region runs from base 1 to 2112 and encodes 703 amino acids. The transcript has 3 exons. The record is from RefSeq and is a predicted model, not a curated record. Lineage: Eukaryota; Viridiplantae; Streptophyta; Magnoliopsida; Asparagales; Asparagaceae. Gene Ontology annotation, cellular component: nucleus. Gene Ontology annotation, molecular function: oxidoreductase activity; protein binding.
AUGCUCCAAUCAACCGCUCGAUCUCGUUCCCGCCCCGCAGCUCAUCAGCUUCACGACCUCAACACCGAAUCCCUAAUCGCCCACGCCGUCGGUUUCCCUAUCGAUUCCCUCACCGAGGAGGAGAUCGAGGCCUCCGUGAUACCGGUGAUCGAACCCCUCGCUCAGUCUAACUACAUCACGGUGAGAAAUCACAUCGUCUCCCUCUUUCGAUGCAACCCGUCGAGUUUUCUGACCGAGGAUCAGGCCGCUGCUUCGAUUCGAUCCGAGCAUCGGCGUCUCGUCACCGCCGCUUACUCUUUCCUUCACACUCACGCUUACAUUAACUUCGGCGUGCUCAACAACAUCCCUCCUUCGCUCCCCCCCUCGAUCUCUUCCAAUGGCGUUGUGAUCAUAAUCGGCGCGGGGCUCGCUGGCCUCGCUGCCGCUCGACAACUUCAAGCUCUGCACUUCAAAGUUGUCGUCUUGGAAGGCCGCGGCCGCCCUGGUGGCCGGGUACUCACCAAGAAGAUGACCGGUGGUGACCAGUAUGCCGCAGCUGAUUUGGGUGGUAGCGUACUCACCGGAAUCAACGGUAACCCUUUCGGAGUUCUUGCAAGACAAUUAGGGUUUCCAUUACAUAAGGUUAGGGAUAAAUGCCCGCUAUAUUUACCUAACGGGAGGCCCGUGGAUCCUGUGGUGGACUCAAAGGUGGAGGUUGCAUUCAAUCAGUUGCUCGAGAAGGUUUGUAAGCUGAGACAUGCGAUCUUGGAGGAGAUGAAGGAUGUGGAUGUUUCUUUGGGGAAGGCGUUGGAGGCUUUUAGGAAGGUUCAUGGAGUGGCAGAGACGGAUGAGGAGAGGAUGCUGUUGAACUGGCACCUGGCGAAUUUGGAGUACGCGAAUGCUACGUGGUUAUCGAGCCUUUCAAUGGCGUACUGGGAUCAGGAUGAUCCGUAUGAGAUGGGAGGGGAUCACUGUUUUAUUCCCGGAGGCAAUGGGAGGUUUGUGAAGGCAAUGGCAGAGAAUGUGCCUAUUUUGUAUGGUCGGACUGUUAGUAGAGUGCAUUAUGGCAGUGAUGGUGUGUUGGUCUGCGCAAAUGGGCAGGUUUUUCGUGGUGAUAUGGCUCUGGUAACUGUUCCCCUCGGUGUCCUGAAGAAGGGUUCAAUUAAAUUCAAACCUGAGCUCCCACCACAAAAGCAAGAUGCAAUCAAGCGAUUGGGUUUUGGAUUGCUUAAUAAGGUCGUGAUGCUAUUUUCUCACGAUUUUUGGGGUGGGGAAAUUGAUACCUUUGGCCAUUUAACGGAGGAUUCGAGCCAAAGAGGGGAAUUCUUUCUGUUCUAUAGUUACUCAUCAGUCUCUGGAGGGCCACUUUUAGUUGCUCUUGUUGCUGGGGAAUCUGCCAUUAACUUUGAAAAGACCUCGCCAGUGGAUAAUGUUGAAAGGGUGUUGACUGUACUGCAAGGGAUAUUUUCCCCUAAGGGAAUUGAUGUUCCCAACCCUCUUCAAGUGAUCUGUACUCAAUGGGGAAGUGAUAAGUUUACGUAUGGGUCAUACUCAUAUGUAGCUAUUGGAUCUUCAGGGGAUGAUUAUGAUGUUCUUGCUGAAAGUGUUGGUGAUGGAAGGGUUUUCUUUGCUGGAGAGGCAACUAACAGAAGGUACCCAGCAACAAUGCACGGGGCUUUACUGAGUGGAUUCAGGGAGGCUGCAAACAUAUCAAGAGCAGCUCGUAGAAGGUCUAUGGCGCCGAAAACAGAGAAAACCAAUAUCCAGGUGGAAACCUGGGAUUUGGAUGAUUUAUUUCAGAGUCCUGACAUGCUCUUUGGCAACUUCUCUGUGCUUCAUGAUCCAGUUUCAUUUGGUCCGGAAUCAACUUCGUUGGUUCGUGUGAGGGUUAACGAGAAAAAAUUAGAGUCAGGUUCUAUUUUUCUUUAUGGAUUGAUCUCAAGGAUUCAUGUGAAGGAGCUUCACGAGAUAUCUGGAGAUGAAAAUAGAUUGAGUAUGUUGUAUCAUAGCUAUGGUACAAAAUUAGUUGCAAGGAACGAGUUGGAAAGCCAGGGAGAGACUCUUAUAGCCCGUAUAAAGGCUGCAAGGGAAGUUGAUAACACAAGAGGGAUUGUGAAUGGAAACCAUUUAUAACAUAGUUGUAUAUCUGAUUUAAUUUAUCCUGGACUGCCUACAAGCCUAGGCAAUCAUGAACAUUUUUUAUUGUGGAUUUGGCUUAUAUUUUUCGCCUUA